Molecule: messenger RNA, 1254 nt
Organism: Microthlaspi erraticum
Lineage: Eukaryota; Viridiplantae; Streptophyta; Magnoliopsida; Brassicales; Brassicaceae
Source: the annotation of a GenBank genome assembly
AUGUAUUCAAACAACUCAAAGUCAGCACGCGACGCACUCUGCAUCCUCCUUGAUGAGAAAGAGGGCAAAGAGAUUGCUUUCGUGCAGUUUCCGCAGUGCUUUGAGAACAUUACGAGGAAUGAUUUGUAUGGAAGCAUGAUGCGACCAGGAAAGAAUGUGGAGUUACACGGAAUGGAUGGAAAUGGAGGACCGAUAUACGUUGGGACUGGUUGCUUUCACAGAAGAGAUGUCAUCUGUGGGAGAAAGUAUGGAGAGGAAGAAGAAGAGUUUGAGGAAAUUGAAGAAAUUACAGAGCCUGAGAUGAUCAAGGCUCUCGCAAGCUCUACUUAUGAUGAAAACUCUCAAUGGGGAAAGGAGAUGGGUCUGAAAUAUGGUUGCGCGGUAGAGGAUGUAAUAACCGGUUUAGCAAUUCAGUGCCGAGGAUGGAAAUCAGCAUACUUGAACCCCAAGAGUAAAGCUUUUGUAGGGGUAGCACCGACCAACUUACACCAGAUGCUUGUGCAGUGGAGGAGAUGGUCGGAAGGAGAAUUUCAGAUUCUGCUUUCCGAGUAUAGUCCGGUUUGGUAUGGACAAGGAAAGAUCAGAUUAGGACUGAUACUUGGUUACUGUUGCUUCCUGUUUUGGGCUCCAAGUUCAGUACCUGUGCUUGUUUACUCUGUUUUGGCUUCUCUCUGUCUCUUCAAAGGCAUUCCUCUGUUUCCAAAGGUAUGGAGCUGGUGGUUUAUCCCGUUUGGAUACGUGACUGUCGCAGUUAAUGCAUAUAGCCUCGCCGAGUUCUUGUGGUGCGGAGGGACGUUCCGAGGAUGGUGGAAUGAGCAAAGGAUGUGGCUUUAUAGAAGAACAAGCUCGUUUCUUUUCGGAUUCAUCGACACAAUUCUGAAGAAACUUGGGGUAUCGGAGUCUGCGUUUGUGAUCACAGCGAAAGUAGCAGAAGAAGAAGCAGCAGAGAGAUACGAGAGAGAAGUAAUGGAGUUUGGAGUGGAGUCUCCGAUGUUUGUCCUCCUCGGAACACUCGGGACGCUCAAUCUCUUGUGCUUCGCCGCCGCAGUCAUGAGACUGGUCACUUUUAGAGACGGUGGAGAGUUUCAGAGAAUGAGUUUGCAGUUUGUGAUAGCAGGGCUGCUUGUUGUAAUAAACUGGCCGUUAUACGAAGGUAUGGUCAUAAGGAAAGACAAAGGGAAGAUGCCAAUGAGCGUGACCGUUAAAUCAGUUGUUUUAGCUUUAUCUGCCUGCACCUUUGUCGCGUUUUUAUGA